CUCCGGGCUGAUGGGUGGAUAGGCUGACGACGGGCCAAGAAGCCGAAUCCCACACUGCCCGUGGCCAUGGCGCUGCUCCUCUCCCCGACCGUCUCCUUCCUCGCCUCCUCCUCCGCCUCCCCGCCUCGCGCCAGAGCUCUCCCCGCCUCCGCCAAUGUCGCCUCCACCAUCCCCGCCCCAAGGCUCCAGUGCAAGAAUCUCUCCUCGCAGAGCCCUCUGAAUGCUUCUUUCACCAAGAAGAGGCUAGUUUCUGUCCAUGCCUCGGCAGAGGCUGGCGCAGAAGAAGCUGGCACAGAUCAACCAGAGGAGCCAAAACCCACGGUUUCGAUUGAGACAAUGCCGCUCGAAACUAAGCAGAAGAUGAUCAUGGAGCAGAGGGCGAAGAUGAAGCUGGCCAAGAAGCUGAGGCAGCGGCGCAGGAGGCUUGUCCAGAAGAGGCGGCUGAGGAAGAAAGGUAGAUGGCCACCAUCCAAGAUGAAGAAGCUCAAGAACGUCUAACCAGCAGUGAUGUCGGUCGCUGUUCUUCUGUACACCUCUAUGUUCUGUUCAUCCGUCUCUGUAUUUCCUAAGCUGAUGCCCAGCGAAUUUUGCUGUUCAAAAUAUGAAACACAAUGUUUGCAAAAUGUGAUUAUUUCUUUCCCGAUGAAAUUUCAUCUUGUAUUUUUUA
Oryza sativa Japonica Group (Japanese rice) is the source of this 667-nucleotide messenger RNA. Its product is annotated as large ribosomal subunit protein cL37. The record is from RefSeq and is a predicted model, not a curated record. Gene Ontology annotation, cellular component: chloroplast thylakoid membrane. Gene Ontology annotation, biological process: plastid translation. NCBI's taxonomy places the organism in Eukaryota, Viridiplantae, Streptophyta, Magnoliopsida, Poales, Poaceae.